Messenger RNA from Perca flavescens (yellow perch), 2080 nucleotides. It is a transcript of the gene med11, whose product is annotated as mediator complex subunit 11. The transcript has 3 exons. Gene Ontology annotation, biological process: regulation of transcription by RNA polymerase II. The coding region runs from base 327 to 701 and encodes 124 amino acids. Lineage: Eukaryota; Metazoa; Chordata; Actinopteri; Perciformes; Percidae. Gene Ontology annotation, molecular function: transcription coregulator activity. Gene Ontology annotation, cellular component: mediator complex. The record is from RefSeq and is a predicted model, not a curated record.
ACCGACACCAAACCCUCUGUUAAGCGCGUAGCAGAAGGGCCACGCAGCCAAGCCGAUGUAGCCAUGUUCUCGCCUCUCUGCCAAGCGAACGUCACAAGUGUGCGACGCCGUGACGUCGAUUAAAUAAAGCAACGCCGCUUCUUUGUUGAUGUUGCAGCUUCUUCCUUCUUCAGCCCUUCAGCGCCACUACGCUUUAAUGCUUCUGGCUUUAGGUUUCCUCCCGUCUACACAGAGCCGAGCUGUCUGCAUUACACUGCGUGUGGACUAACAGUAGGAGUUGUUUUUCGGAGAGCUGCUGGUUGUGGCCGGUGAAUUCCUGGCCACUCAUGGCGAACGAGCGGCUCCGAGCUCUGGAGGAUGUGGAGAAGGAGAUAGCGACGGUCAUGCAGUGUGCCGGUAAUAUAGUUCUUGAACUCUCCAAAGACAAACACAACGCCAGCCUCCUGGACAGACAGCUGGUCCAGUUCCAGGCCUCCGUCAACCGAGUGGAGAACGAACUGAGCGGCCAGAUCCGCUACCUCACCCAGGUAGCUACUGGUCAACCUCACGAAGGCUCCACUUACUCAGCCAGGAAGGACUGUCAGAUGGCACUGAACCGAGCCGAGUACGCCAAAGUCAAACUGGGAGAACUGGGACGGACCUGCGAAGUCAUGCUGGAGCAGCAGCAGCAGCAGCAGCAGCAGCAGCAGCAGCAGACAUGAGAGCCGAGAAGGGCUCAAAGCGGCAUUUCACUACUGGAUCCACCGCUGCAAAGAAACUCCCGCACGCACGUCUAACUUGCAAAAAAAAAACAAAAAAAUCAAGUUUAACCCUCUGAGGGGAAAAAAAAGACACACCGGCGAGUCAACACUCCUACUCAAAAAGGGAUAUUACAAAACGUUUAAGUCAUUUAUUCACUAUUUUGUUCAUAUAUUACGCUACUUUUGUGAACCCAAGACUUUUGUGAACUUAUUUCCACGCACCAAAACAAUUGAGUGUAGGUAUGUUUUCACAAGAGAUUUGAGAAAUGACAGUGAAAACACAGCGGGCGCGUUUUCAUUUUGGCACCCGUGUUCUCCAAUCUGUCCGGCCACACCGGGCUGCAGCGAUCGUUUCGGCGUCCCCCAUUUCUUAUGCGAGCGACUGUGUCCGGGCCAAAUGAUCUCAUCUCUUGUGUUGUCGUCCAUUGGACCACGCACUUGUCGUCCUCCCGGGUCAAAACUGAAAUUUGUCACUUUUUCUGAUGUUUUUGGCCCCUCCCCUGUUUACACUUCUUUUCACUGCCAUGUAUGAGCACCAUUAACACAAAGUUAUUACUAGUUUUACACUUAUUUUUGGAAUUCAUUGUCAAUAAACCUUAUUUAUAGGACAUUAUACCUGUUCCUGGAGGUAAAAAAAAAGCAGAAAUUAUGAAUUAUUCAGACUAAUAAUAAAGGGAGGAUAAUCACAGAAGCGUAUGUCAGUCAGAGGGAUAGUGUUUCGAAACAUUUAGAUUUUUUUUAUUUUAUUCAAAUGCUAAAAAAAUUGAACAAAACGCCCAAAAUUCAAUGAGAGUAGAGAGCCGAUCUUUUGUCGUACUUGCGAUGCGCGUUGUAUGGAGUCUUCCAUGUUAUUUUGGGGUAUUUACAGUUAGGUAGUAACAAAGAAACCCAGAUUUCUGAUAGACAUUUAGAAAAGACAACACAAGGGUUAUACAUUGCUCUGGAGCAAAUGUGGACGUCACUAUACAGAAAGCGGAGUUUGUUCUGAACAUUUUGAUAUAUAACCCAUUGUGAUCCGGUUAUAUGCACACACACACAAAAAAAGGAGAAUUCAAUAAGAAAUGUAAAAAUGCCCUUAUACCUCAGAGGGUAGGCAUCGUUUCGGUACUAGACCAUCUUCAGGCAAAUGCUGGUCUAGCACCGAAACGUCGGCUGAAGUUUGUUUCUUGCAAGUUAGACAGCGUGCAAUGUCCAACGCAACCGUCUCACGUUGUAGAUGUGCAAAGUAGUUUUCUGUACUGCUAUGUCUGCCACCUGCUGUCAAAUGUUUUCAUAGAUCCUUUUUUUAUUGUUAUUAAAAAUACUGAAGUACCACAUAAACACAAAGAACAACUCUUGCA